AUGUUGGCCUGGUCGAUUAGGAAGAUUUAUUUAAAUUCUCAUUAUCAUACCUAUAAAUAUGUAAAUAUAGCUAGACCCACUUGCUUAUCAUGCCCAAUACGUUAUUUGCCGCGCAACUUCUCCAGUUCACCAAAGGAUCCCACCGACGAUCAUAUAAAUGAUCCCAAAGAAGAAGAUAUAGUUGAAAAUGACCAAAAAGUAGAUAAUGAAGACAGUAAAGGUGAUGAUUUUAUAUCAAAAAUCGACGAAUCAGAUCCAUCAGAUUUGAAAGAUUCGCCAGAUCAACCAAUUAGCUAUGCAUCUCUUUCUGACAUCCGUUCCAUACUUACAUUCUUGAAGGAUGAAAAAAAAUUUGGUAGAUCGGCACAAAAAGGUAAAAUACGCCGCAGUCCUUUGCCCCUAAAAGAAUCGGAUCCGCUCGACCAUGAUGAAGGGACCGGUGGUAGUACCAAAAAUGGGCAGACCGCCACCGAUACAGGGGAGGCUAAGGCUUUUAUUGAGGUAAUAUAUCCUAAGGGGGAUAAUCUACCUGCUCUGGCAUUUGGCCAGGGAGGACCACGAUUGCAUGCAAUAUUUGCGUUGGGGCUAUUCAAAAAACCAGCAUUCCCAGGAUUCUACCAGGUUCUCCAAAUUCAAGACCCAUUUGUAAUUCAAUCGCUAUCAAAUGCCAGGAACAAAUUGGGUCAUGAUUUCAUUGGGGGUUUCCUAGUCAAAGAGCCAAUGACAGAUAUAUCCCCGCUUUCCAACUUUUCGAGCCUAAGAGAAGAUGCAGGCGCGGUUAGGAGGUGUGAAGAGAUGCACAGCAUUGGCACGUUGCUGCAGAUAAUAAGUAUUGCGCCUCAUAUGAAUUUACCCGGUGGACAAGCUAUUCUUAUGCCAUAUAAACGCAUCAGAAUGACCGGAUACUACAAGGAACCAGAUGAUAGCUCACCCCUAUAUCGUGUGGCAGUUGAUUAUAUUGAGGAUAAAUUCGACCCAAACGAUGAUGUCAUCAAGGCACUACAUCUAGAAAUUAUUACUACGAUGAAAAACCUAUUGAAAACUUCACAUUUCUACAAGGAACACUUUGACCAGGUGAUUAGAUUCUACAACCUUGACUACCCACACAAGCUGGCAGAUCUAAUUGCCGGUAUGUCCAUGGGCAAGAGAAACGAAUUACAAAAUGUGCUAGAAGAAUUGGAUAUGGAAAGAAGGUUGACUUUGGUGUUGGAGUUGGCCAGGAAAGACUACGAAUUUGCAAAAAUCCAAAUGCAGGUUAAAACCCAGGUGGAACAGAAAAUGACCGGUGAUCAGAAAAGAUAUCUGUUAAUGGAACACUUGAAGAUGAUUAAGAAGGAGCUAGGUGUGGAUGGGGACGAUAAACAAUCUGUAAUUGAUGCAUUUGAUAAAGAAUUCCAAGAGUGCCAGAAAUACAUGCCCGAAGAGGGAAUUGAGAGUUACAAAACUAGUAUAGCAAGACUUUCACAGCUUGAAAUUUCAUCAGCUGAAUUUGGAGUCUGUCGUUCCCACCUUGAAUGGCUAUUAGGUCUUCCUUGGGGCAAGCUUACAAUUGAUGAGCAGAGCAUUUCCCGAGCACGUAGUAUAUUGGACAGUCACCACUAUGGGCUUAAAGAUGUUAAGGAGCGAUUGCUAGAGUUUAUCGCUGUUACAAUUGCCCGUGGAGAUUCGCAUGGUAAAAUAUUGUGUCUUGUAGGACCUCCUGGGGUCGGUAAAACUUCAAUCGGCGUCAGUAUAUCGCAGGCACUCAACAAGAGAAUAUAUAAACUUAGUGUAGGCGGUUUGUUCGAUGUAGCGGAGCUUAAGGGGCAUCGUAGAACCUAUGUUGGAGCGUUGCCUGGGAAAAUUAUCCAAUCAUUACGUUAUACUAAGUGUUACAACCCCCUGAUACUGCUUGAUGAAAUUGAUAAGUUGGGUAAGGAUAUACGGGGAGAUCCGGCAUCAGCUUUACUAGAAAUACUUGACUUUUCCCAAAAUAACACCUUUAGAGAUUUAUAUUUAGACAUACCCGUUGACUUGUCUAAGAUCUUAUUCGUGUGCACCGCAAAUGUCACAGAUACGAUACCAGCGCCAUUGCUGGAUAGGAUGGAAGUAAUUCACCUUUCAGGUUAUCUCCAUGAGGAAAAAAUAGAGAUUGCUACUCGUCAUCUAAUUCCAAAGUGUCUAAAAGAGUCCGGGAUCAAUAAUGUGGCUUUUGAUCAUGAUUGCUUAAGUAACAUUGUAAAGUUUUAUGCUAGAGAGUCCGGGGUUAGGCAAUUGGAAAAAUCUAUAGAAAAGAUACUCCGUAAAAUUGCAUUAGAAACCGUUGAGUCCGUUGAAUUGUCUAAGGCAGGGAUAGAUUCUGUUGAUUUGUCAGCACAGGUAGGCACUAUUGGAACUGAAAUGGAUAGUUCUGUAUGUGACGAUGGAGAAGGUGAUGAGCACAAAAAAUUAUCGGAGGAUAAUUCUGCAUCAUUAUCGGGAGGAGAUAAUGAUAAAAGGUUGGUACCUGAGGAGAAAAAGAUAGUUUCGGUGAAUGACCUGCAAAAAUAUCUCGGGGCACCAAUAUUUCAAACGGAGCGAUUGCACCUAGACCCAAUGCCUGAAGGAGUAGUUAUGGGCAUGGCCUGGACCAACAUGGGAGGAGCCAUCCUUUUUGUCGAGGCAUCAGGAAAGAAAGCAGACUCAGCAGCGUUCAAAGUGACUGGGCACCUGGGUAAAGUGAUGAAUGAGAGCUCUGAAAUUGCACUGAGCUUUUCCAGAGACUUUGUUUCUAAAAUAGACCCCAGUAACAAUUUCUUGGAAGAAGCUAAGAUACAUUUGCACGUCCCUGAGGGGGCAACGCCUAAGGACGGCCCAAGCGCAGGUAUCACAAUGGCGCUGGCACUAGUGUCUCUUGCGCUUAAGAAAUCAUGUAAACCUUCUCUUGCUAUGACAGGAGAGCUAACGCUAACGGGCAAAGUACUCAGGAUAGGAGGGGUUAAAGAAAAAUUGGUAGCGGCCAUUAGGGAGGGAGUUAAGAAUGUGAUAUUGCCCAAGGCCAAUUUUGCUGACUUUGAACUGUUGGAGGAUGAUAUCAAAGAAAAGGUAAAUCCUACUUUUGUGGAAGACUUCCAGCAAGUAUACAAUAGGGCACUAUAA
Molecule: messenger RNA, 3117 nt
Organism: Babesia microti strain RI
Lineage: Eukaryota; Apicomplexa; Aconoidasida; Piroplasmida; Babesiidae
Product: Lon protease homolog 1 mitochondrial
Exons: 1
Coding region: 1-3117 (1038 amino acids)
Biological process (GO): chaperone-mediated protein complex assembly; proteolysis; mitochondrion organization
Cellular component (GO): mitochondrial matrix
Molecular function (GO): ATP-dependent peptidase activity; serine-type endopeptidase activity; ATP binding
Source: RefSeq, a predicted model, not a curated record